CCCGCGCUCAGCCAUCUUGUGGAAAACGGUGAGAGAGAGGAAGAGCGAGCGAGCGAGUGAGUGAUAGAGCUAGAGAGAGAGAGAGAGAGAGAGAGAGCGAGCCACACAACUCGAAUACAAACCUUGUGCUGUCAGAACAAGCAGAGAACCUUAAAGGAAGUAUGGGCGAAACCCAGACACUCAACUUUGGACCAGAAUGGCUCCGUGCCCUGUCUGGAGGUAGUGGCAACAGCAGCGGUGGUGGUGGUGGAAGCAGCAACCCUGUUGCCUCUCCACCCCUCUCCCCUGUGUUGCCAACGUAUAAACUUGCAGACUAUCGCUACGGGAGAGAAGAGAUGUUAGCACUUUAUGUAAAGGAUAACAAGAUCCCUAUAGACCUACACGAUAAGGAGUUCCUGCCCAUAUUGCAAGAGGAGCCCCUGCCGCCUCUGGCACUCGUGUCUUUUACAGAGGAGGAACAGAGAAAUUUUUCCAUGUCUGUAAACAGUGCAGCAGUACUUCGGCUGGCAGGCCGGGGAAAUGGUCCAAUAGUGGGGGCACCAAGAGGCCGAAGUACCUCAAGGGGUAGAGGCCGAGGAAGAGGAGAUGGAGGGUUUUACCAAAGAAGUUUUGAUGAUGUGGAAGGUUUUGGUCGCGGAGCGAGGGAGAUGCAUCGCUCCCAGAGCUGGGAGGAGAGGGGAGAUAGGAGGUUUGAAAAGCCAGUUCGAAAAGAGCCAGAUGCUGCUCCGGGACAUUUUCAAUUGAACCACAUCCGAGCAAACUACGAGGACGUUGUGCCAGGCCUACCAAGGAAGCAUGACUUGUUCCGUGCAGAGAGUGGGAACUGGCGUUCUUCUCGUGAUGAUCAGAAUGGCGAGGAAGAUGAGUGGGCCCGUCGACUCGCAGCUUCUCAACGGGACGGUGACCGGUGGUGCCCCCCCAGCCCAGAUGCCCCUCGGUCUGCAGGGUGGCGGGAAUACCCAGAGCAGCGUCGGCGUUUCCCGUUCGAUGCGAGAGAAGAGGAGCGCGGCUACAGGAGGCCACGGUCAGGCAGCGGCAGCCUGGAAGACGAGAGAGACAGUCUGCCGGAGUGGUGUCUGGAGGACGCAGAAGAGGAGGCAGGCACCUUCGACUCUUCAGGCGCCUUUCUCUCGCUCAAGAAAGCAUCAAAGGAACCGAUCCUGGAAGAGGCAGAGCUCGACUUCAAGCCCCUGGAAGAGUGUGAAGAGGGCUUGGAGGAGGAGGACGGUCAGCACAAGGAGACCAAAGAGACAGAAUCGGCGGCUGAUCGAAAAGAGUUUUCCAGAGUGUCAGAAGAGCCUCCACCUGUUGCACCUCCUGUCUCGGAUCCUCAAAUCUCUGGCCAGUCUUUUCCCCCAGGCCAGCCGAGUAGGACAGAGGAGGCUGAGAGGCUAGUUGAACGGCAGCCACCCCUGGAGCUCCCUCCAGAGACCUGCAAAGUCCCCCUGCACAUCCCGAUGUCCAACAGCAGGCUGAAGUCCCUACCCAUGACCCACAUUUCUACCACCCUUACAGAUGUAUCUGCUCCAUCGCCAAGUGUCAAGCUACCGCAGCAAAAGCCCAUGGAGGUUCCUGUGUCCUUGAACAACCCUUUACCCUUCCCUUCGAAUAUAAUGGCACAUAUAGGCCGGCCUACUGCUGUGACACACGACACAGAUGAAGAUGAGGGACUAAAACACUUUGAACAGGAGGCAGAAAAGAUGGUUGCGUACCUACAAGAUGGCGUGGUGGAUGAUGACAGACUAGCAGCAAAGACUUCAGAGAAGCCCAAGCCUGCAAGUAUGCCGCUCACCCAUGAAGCUGCUCUCAAGUGGUUCUACAAAGAUCCCCAGGGGGAGAUACAGGGUCCAUUCAAUAACCACGAGAUGACUGAGUGGUUUCAAGCUGGUUACUUCACAGUGUCUCUAUUGGUCAAAAGAGGAUGUGAUGACGUAUUUCAGGCACUUGGAGAGAUCAUGAAGAUUUGGGGGAGGGUACCGUUCACUCCAGGCGCUGCUCCUCCACCUUUACAGGGUGAUGGUGACCAAGAGAGGUUGAAGAGGCAGCAGGAGGUCACUGCUCUCAAUCUCUACCAGUUACAGCAGCUCCAAUAUCAAUACCUUCUCAGGCAGCAGUAUGCUCAGGCCCUGGCCCAGCAGAAGGCUGCAGCUCUUAGCUCUGCUCCUCUUCAACAACAGCAGCAACACCAACAGCAGAUCAACCUGCUACUACAGCAAUACCAGGCACUCAAGAUAAGAGCGUCUGAAAGCCCCCUACCUCCUGUGACCCGGUCCUUGUCUGUACCAGACUCUGGUUCUGUGUGGGAAAUGCAGAACUCGUCCUCUCAGGCUUCCUGCACACCAAAACUCCAACAAGCUGCUCCGAGUACAUGGGAUGGCACCAGUGUUUGGGAUUUACCCAUAGACUCCAUGGCACAGGCUCCAACCAUCGAGCAGAUGCAACAGUUAGAAAAGUCAAAGGCUUCAAAGUUGGAGCUAGAGCGGCGUGAGGCAGAGAUGAGAGCCAAAAGGGAGGAAGAGGAGAGGAAACGACUGGAGGAGGCCCUGAGGGCUCGACAGGAGGAGGAACGCAAACGAUUAGCAGAAGAGGAGCUGGCUCUGCAGAAACAGGAGGAGGCUUUGAGGCGGCAGCGAGAGCAAGAAGAGGCACAGCGCCGGCAAAAAGAAGACGAGGAGAGACUGGCACAGGAGGAGGCUCUAAGAAGACUAGAGGAGAGGCGGAGGGAAGAAGAGGAGCGGAAAAAACGAGAAGAGCUCCUUCGCAAACAGGAAGAGGAGCGCAGAAAGCAGGAGGAACUUGAAGCAUUGCGAAGGCGUGAGGAUGAGAAGCGAGCUGAGGAGGAGGCGGUGGCUGCUGCUGCGGCGGCUGCUCUCGCACAGCAGCAACAGGAGGAGCAGAAAAAAAGAGAGCAGGAGGCGCAAAGACAGCAGGAGCUGCAGAGACAGAGGCAGCAGCAACAAGAGGCCCUCAGGAGACUUCAACAACAGCAGCAACAACAGCAGCUCGCACAAAUGAAGCUUCCAUCCUCUUCGAAGUGGGGCCACCAGUCAGCCAAUGCCAUAAACCAGACUCAGAACACCCUGUCACUGGCCGAGAUCCAGAAAGGUGAAGAGGAGCGAGAGCGACAGGCCCUGGAGGAGCAGCGACGUCAGCAACAAGAGCUCCUGAAGCUACAGCAGCACCAAGCCCUGCACCAGGCUCAGCAGCCUCAGGCCAAGCUGUCCGGUUGGGGAACUGUGGCCAAACAGCCAGUUGCUACCAAGUCCUUGCUGGAAAUUCAGAGGGAGGAGGCCCAGCAGAUGAAACAGCGAAAGGAGCAGCAGCAGCAGCAGAAACAACAACAGCAGCAGCAACAGAAGCAGCAGCAGCAGCAGCAACAACAACAACAACAACAGCAGCAGCAGCAGCAACAACAACAACAACAGCAGCAGCAGCCGUCUCCGCCACCACAGCAGCAGCAGCCACCACAACCACAACCCGUUGUCCCCCAGCAGAGCCGCACACAAAACAGAACCACAUCUCUGAGUAACUCGGUGUGGGGCUCUGUCAGCACCAGCCCCUGCACUAACUGGGGCUCGGACUCCAGCAGCAUCUGGGGAGACACCCACAACUCUAACAUGGGCUUCUGGGACGAGGCCGUGAAGGAGGCUGUUCAGCAACCUCCUCCAACCAAGAAAGGAAGCACGCAGAAGAAUAACAAAGGGAACGCCAACCUCAGUAACUCCGGGAGUGGGCGAGUCAACAAGAAGGUAGAAGAGGAGGAGAAGCUGCUAAAGUUGUUCCAAGGGGUCAACAAGAGCCAGCAGGACACCUUCAUGCAAUGGUGUGAGCAAACCCUGCACACCCUCAACGCAGCCAACAAUCUGGAUGUUCCUACGUUUGCUUCCUUCCUGAAAGAAGUGGAUUCUCCAUAUGAGGUGCACGACUACGUCAGGGCCUACCUGGGGGACACUCCAGAGGCCAAGGACUUUGCCAAGCAGUUCCUGGAACGUCGUGCCAAACAGAACGCAAAUCAACAGAAGCAGGCGCCGCAAAACCAACAGCAGGCCAACAAACAGCAGCCGGAUUCUGUAUGGGGCGGAUCAGGAUCGCCGUCGCUCUACCAGUCGUCCAACCAUUCGAGUGGCCAGCAGCAGCAGCGCUUUGAGACCGUCACCUCAGGGAAGAAGAAAAAGAAACAGAAGAUGGUCCGCGCAGACCCCAGCCUUCUAGGUUUUUCUGUGAACGCGGCCUCUGAGAGAUUGAAUAUGGGAGAGAUAGAGACUUUGGAGGAGUUGUAAGGGACUGCCGCCAACCAACGCCACUGACUGUAUCCCAUUUUGAACAGCAGCUGUUUCACCCCAAACUCCUCCCCCGGACUCGGACUGCUGCCACCACUUUCACCUUUUUUUUAUUUACAGUUUCCCACUUAUCAGACAUUCUCUGGUUGUUUUUGUCCCCAUAGUUUCUAAAUUGUGAACAAACGGGGGAUCUCUGAGGCCCAGUGUGUGUUUUCCCGUUACUAGCGGACGUGUAAUCUUACUAAAAGGAGAGAACUGGUCUGGAGCAGACUGACCAGUGGAACAUCCCCGUCACCUGACGAACUCGAGUUUGUGGAGAAGGAGUCUGUUUGGCUGCUCCACCUCAAAGCAUGUACCCGUUUUAGAAAUCCACUGCGAUGACACAUUUCAAAUUUGGCCUCGAACGUACGGGAUCGUUUCUUUUAAAAGUGGGGACAUAUGGAUGGGGUUGUGGGGAUAUUCUGCAAAGGUUAGAGAGAUUAUAUCCAUAGUUUUGUUUUAUUUAUUGACAUUUUUUCCCCUUACAAUUUAAACCCCCCUUCCUCCUCCUUUCCCCUCCCCGUUUUCUGCUGGGUGUUCAUGGAUAAGUGUGGCACAGUAGAGCCCAAGGAUUCGUACCCACUUAUGUCCUGUUUUAAGGGCAUGUUCAAAAGUUCCAAGUAGUUAUCUAUUUCUUGUAAAAUACUAGGCUGUUUAAAGAAUAAACUUUCAACUCUGCAUCUGUAUUAUAAUAUAUGAAAUGAUCUGCUGGACUCAUACUUUUUUUUUAUUGCAGUAUGGAAUAAUAAAACAAUCUGAUGUGUGGGGCUGUUCA
Pleuronectes platessa (European plaice) is the source of this 5094-nucleotide messenger RNA. It is a transcript of the gene gigyf2, whose product is annotated as GRB10 interacting GYF protein 2. Lineage: Eukaryota; Metazoa; Chordata; Actinopteri; Pleuronectiformes; Pleuronectidae. Gene Ontology annotation, cellular component: vesicle; proximal dendrite; membrane. Bases 162 to 4280 code for a protein of 1372 amino acids. Gene Ontology annotation, molecular function: protein binding. Gene Ontology annotation, biological process: insulin-like growth factor receptor signaling pathway. The record is from RefSeq and is a predicted model, not a curated record. The transcript is spliced from 29 exons.